Molecule: messenger RNA, 974 nt
Organism: Carya illinoinensis
Lineage: Eukaryota; Viridiplantae; Streptophyta; Magnoliopsida; Fagales; Juglandaceae
Product: ubiquitin-conjugating enzyme E2 4-like
Exons: 6
Coding region: 149-700 (183 amino acids)
Biological process (GO): ubiquitin-dependent protein catabolic process; protein polyubiquitination
Cellular component (GO): nucleus
Molecular function (GO): ubiquitin conjugating enzyme activity
Source: RefSeq, a predicted model, not a curated record
AUUAUCAUCUCCUAUAAGUUUCAAGUACUGCUUACUGAAUCGUCUUUACCUUUGUCUCUGAGCUGUAUAAGAAGCUCAGCUGACAGCCUGACACCUCCUUCAAAGACCGCUGGAAAGAGAAACGUAGCUACAAUUACGAAGAAAAACCAUGUCUUCCCCAAGCAAACGCCGAGAGAUGGAUUUGAUGAAAUUGAUGAUGAGUGACUACAAGGUAGAGAUGAUCAAUGAUGGCAUGCAAGAGUUCUAUGUUGAUUUCCACGGACCCAUCGAUAGCCCUUAUCAUGGAAGUGUGUGGAGGAUAAGAGUUGAGCUACCGGAUGCUUAUCCUUAUAAAUCUCCAUCCAUAGGCUUUAUUAAUAAGAUCUACCAUCCAAAUGUUGAUGAAAUGUCAGGUUCAGUUUGUUUAGAUGUUAUUAAUCAGACUUGGAGCCCCAUGUUUGAUCUUGUAAAUGUGUUCGAAGUAUUCCUACCACAGCUUCUGCUGUACCCCAACCCAUCAGACCCUUUGAACGGAGAGGCUGCAGCUUUGAUGAUGCGUGACCGAGCUGCUUAUGAACAAAGAGUUAAAGAAUACUGUGAGAAGUAUGCCAAGCCAGAAGACAUUGGCGCUGGCCCAGAAGAAAAGUCCAGUGAUGAGGAACUUAGUGACAAUGAAUCUGAUUCCAGCGAUGACCAAGUAGCAGGCAAAGCAGAUCCAUAGGUGUUCAAGGGAUGUCCUUUAAACUUAAAUCUCUAGUUGUAAAUGGUGUUUUAGCUUUUUGUUAAUUCAUAAACCUGGCUCCAAUGAAUAUAGAAUUGUUCAUAGGUGUGGAGUUUACUGCCUUUAUUUGUUUCCUGUCAUUGUAAAUAAUUGCACUUUCCAUUCAUGCUGUAAUUUUUCAUUUGCUUUGUUGUUGUCGUGGUUUCCAUAAGGGCAUGGUACAGUGCAAUUUCAUUGUGUAAUUGAAAGAAGAUUCUCUCAAGUUUUACAAGAA